Messenger RNA from Triplophysa dalaica, 1031 nucleotides. Its product is annotated as trace amine-associated receptor 13c-like. NCBI's taxonomy places the organism in Eukaryota, Metazoa, Chordata, Actinopteri, Cypriniformes, Nemacheilidae. Gene Ontology annotation, molecular function: trace-amine receptor activity. Gene Ontology annotation, biological process: G protein-coupled receptor signaling pathway. The record is from RefSeq and is a predicted model, not a curated record. The transcript has a single exon. Bases 21 to 1031 code for a protein of 336 amino acids. Gene Ontology annotation, cellular component: membrane.
CUCACAGGAGGACGACACUCAUGGCCAAUGAGACAGAAGAUCAUGAGACUCAAUACUGCUUUCCUGCUGUUAACUCAUCGUGCAUCAAGACCAAACGCUCCACACUUGAAUCCAACGUCAUGUAUGUGUCUUUUUCACUUCUGUCUGUAUGGACCGUGUUUCUGAACCUGCUGGUGAUCAUCUCCAUCUCUCACUUCAAGAAGCUUCACACUCCAACCAACCUGCUCAUCCUCUCUCUGGCUGUGGCCGACAUGCUCGUGGGACUCAUCGUGAUGCCUGUAGAGGCCGUCAAGCUGAUCGAGACCUGCUGGUACUUUGGAGACAUUUUCUGUGGACUGUUUUUAAUCAUCAUGGGACUGCUCCUCUCAAUGUCUUUUAAUAAUCUUAUACUUAUUGCUAUUGACCGUUUUAUUGCUGUGUGUUACCCUUUACAGUAUGAACGAAAAAUAACGACAUCUAAAACUUUAAUUUCCAUCUGUCUCUGCUGGUUUUUCUCCCCCGCUUAUAUCACCACAGUUAUCACUGUCAACAAAUAUAUUAUCACCUCGAACAGAACAGAUGGGUGUUAUGGAGAGUGUACCAUUGUAAUGGGUUUUGUAUGGAGAGUUGUUGACCAGAUUGUGGGUUUCUUUUUGCCUUUUAUUGUGCUCAUCACUUUCUAUCUGAGGAUAUUUUGUGUCGCACAACAGCAUGUGAAAGUUAUAAACUCUCUGAUAAAGAGUGGAAAACAUCUAACAGAAGGUUCAAUAAAAAGGAAGUCAGAGAGUAAAGCUGCUUUUACAUUAGGGAUCAUUGUGCUUAUUCAUCUUCUCUGCUGGUCAAGCUAUAUUUUUUAUCUUGCAGUGAGUGCAGAUGCCCCCUCUGUCUUAAACUUAAUGAUCUGGACUGUUUAUUCUAGCUCAGGUUUAAAUCCUCUUGUGUAUGCUUUAUUUUACCCCUGGUUUAGGAGGGCAUUAAAACACAUCUUGACUCUUAAAAUAUUCAGUCCAGCAUCCUCUCUGGUUAAUAUUCUUGCAGAUCAUCAUUCAUAA